Ostrea edulis (European flat oyster) is the source of this 3424-nucleotide messenger RNA. RefSeq names its product 2-amino-3-ketobutyrate coenzyme A ligase, mitochondrial-like. Gene Ontology annotation, molecular function: glycine C-acetyltransferase activity; pyridoxal phosphate binding. NCBI's taxonomy places the organism in Eukaryota, Metazoa, Mollusca, Bivalvia, Ostreida, Ostreidae. Gene Ontology annotation, biological process: biosynthetic process; L-threonine catabolic process. The transcript is spliced from 12 exons. The record is from RefSeq and is a predicted model, not a curated record. Bases 63 to 1325 code for a protein of 420 amino acids.
CUCUUAUUGGUUACACAAGAACACACCUCUUCGACCAACGUGAAAGGGGAAGGCUUGUGAUAAUGAAAACAAAUCAGCUGUUGAAAGUAUGGAGGACGGCCUUUUCUCAGGGGAAGGCGGGCACUGCCACCAUGGCUCAGGUCAAUACUGUCCUACAGGGGGAGCUAGAGGGCAUUAAGGAGGCUGGGACGUGGAAAGGGGAGAGAAUUAUCACCUCCAAACAAGGACCAAGCAUUCAUGUACAGGGAAAUAAAAACGACAUCCUCAAUUUCUGUGCCAAUAACUACCUUGGCCUAUCAAGUCAUCCUGAAGUGAUUGAGGCAGGCAAAAAAGCACUGGACACACAUGGAGCUGGUCUGAGUUCUGUCAGAUUUAUAUGUGGCACCAUGGACUUGCAUAAAGAACUGGAGGAGAAAAUUGCUAAAUUUCAUGGAAAGGAGGACUCCAUCUUGUAUGCCAGUUGUUUUGAUGCCAAUGCAGGUAUUUUUGAGGUUCUCCUGAGUGCAGAGGAUGCUGUGAUUUCGGAUGAACUAAAUCACGCCUCCAUCAUUGAUGGGAUCCGACUCUGUAAAGCCAAGAGACUUCGCUACCAGCACAGAAACAUGGCAGAUCUGGAGGGACAGCUGACUGAUGCCAAGGACUGUAAGAAGAAGCUUAUAGCCACAGAUGGAGUGUUCAGCAUGGAUGGAAAUGUUGCCCCAUUGCCAGAGAUCUGCAAUUUGGCUGAGAAACAUGGAGCUGUGGUGUUUAUUGAUGAGUGCCACGGAACAGGAUUCUUUGGACCCACCGGACGAGGCACUGAUGAGCAUUUUGGAGUCGGUAACAAGAUAGAUAUCAUUAACUCGACCCUCGGUAAAGCUUUAGGAGGGGCUGCUGGUGGUUACACAGCAGGACCAAAGGAACUGAUCUCAUUGCUUCGUCAGAGGUCAAGGCCAUAUUUGUUCUCCAAUGCCCUGCCCCCACCAGUUGUGGCAUGUGCUAGUAAGGCUAUUGAUUUGAUCACCAGUAACUCUGAUCUUCCUCAGAAGGUACUCAGCAACACUGUGCAAUUCCGAUCACGCAUGUCAGAGGCUGGCUUCAACCUGGGUGGAGACCCAGAACAUCCCAUUUGCCCAGUCAUGCUGCAGGAUGCACGACUCGCCAACUUAUUUGCAGAUGAAAUGUUGGAGAGGGGGAUCUAUGUAAUAGGAUUCAGCUACCCCGUGGUACCCAAGGGCAAGGCUCGUAUACGUGUCCAGCUGUCAGCUGCCCAUUCUCAAGCCGAGGUUGACCGAGCUGUGGACGCUUUUAUAGAAAUAGGUCGCAAACUCAAGGUCAUUAAUUGAAGAUGACCAUAUUUCAUGUUUGGUGAUUUUUUGUGUGCAUCUAUUAAUUCUGUUUGUUUGAAAAGGUGGGUUUUUUUGUUGAAAAAAGUAUGAUUUAUAUUUUUUUGAAAAUGACAUGUACUACUUAUUUUAAAAAUGAUAAACUUCAUUGUAAACAGCAUAUCAUGCAAUAAGACUCUAAGAAUCUCAUUUUGAUAAGAAAAAUCCCUUUAUAAGAAAGUCUUCCUAUGGGAUUACUUAAAGGUAUUGAUUUGUGUGUCUAGUGUUAUUACAACCAGCUCUCUACUCAGAUGAUUUUAUUUCCCUAUUUCAUGUAUGACAGACAUGGUAAUUUUAUUUAAACCAUCUAUUUUUGAGAUUAUUAUUAUCAUAUUUUUUUUUUACAUAUGUUAUUAUUUCAUGUAAAAAUAAAUUUACAUUCCAAAAAUAUCUCAGAUUUGCACUUCGGUGUAUUUGACCGUAUUAAUUAUUAAUUAAUGUGUUGAUUUAACAUUCCUAAGGUAGGUGUAUGCACCUUUCCCAGUUUAGCUACACCUUUCAGUUGUAUUACAUAUUCUGUUAUCAUGAACAUUUCUCAGUGGGUGUUCAGUUUAUAGUGCAACAUUCCAAACCAUAUAUUAUCCUGUAUUUUUUUUUUUUUUUACACAAAUGCUCAUUAAUUAAGAAUCUCAACAAUUAUUUUUAUGAGGAUCAUUAUUCCCCUAUCAGUGAGUUUCAGUGAUGGGGACCUUAUGUUUGUAUUCUGUCUGUCAGUCCAGCAGCACUUUUUUACAUCUAGCUUGCAGGUAUUUAUUUGAUAAUUGGUGCACUGCUUUACCGUGACAAGUUAAAGAUCAACUUCGAAUUUCGUUCUGGUACCAUGAUUUUUUAGUUAUUGCCCUUGGGACUUAUGCUAAUACUCCGUUUUACUCACUUUUUUGUCUUGCUUGCAGAUAUUUAUUUGAUAUUUAAUUGGUACGUUGCGUUAACAUGACAAGUUACAGAUCAAGUUCGAAGUUUGUUCUGACCUGUUUUUGUAAUUUUGCCGAGUUAUGUCCCUUGGAUAGAAAAUUAGUGAAAAUACAUAUUUUAUUGCAUUCUUUCAAAAAUUAUGCGUAAGGUUUAAAUUCCAUUCUCAUCAAGAGAUUUUUCUGCUGGUAGGGGACUAUGUUAUUGCCAUACAAUACUCUCAAAAUGUUUGUUGAAUAUACUACCUAAUAUAUUUUUUAUUUGUUUCUAAAAUGAUGUUUUAUCCUUUAAUUUCAUUAUCAUAUUAUUUCUGUGCAGUUUUACAUUAUUGCAAUAUUUUUGAGAUAUUUCAAUGUACAUUCCUCAAUGUUAAAUACUGAUAUUAUAUAUAAGCACAUUCCAACAACACUUGAUACCUUGAAGUCUUGAUCCACAAAGUACUGGUCCAAUACAAUGUAUUAAGCAACUGAAAUAACUGUUUGUUAUUGGCCAUUUUAGUGCUUUAUAUCUAGAUAUUGUUUUAAUGUUGAUUGUUUGCACCUAACAUUCCUUAAUACAAUAAAUCUGACAUUUGAUGCAGGUUUUUUGCGGUAUUGACUCUGCAACAGAACAGUACUAGUAAUAUUAAAGUGUUUGUUCUUACAGAAUUAUUUUUUCUAAGGAGAAUUUUUUUGCAGUCAGUAUUGAAUUUUACGGCCUGUAUUGUAAUCAAGUGGAUUGUUAUUGAUUGGCAACCGUAAACCAAUUACAAAGUAAAAAUAAACGUUAGGCUCUCAGAUUUCCUGUUUAUGGAAUAGAUAUCUAUUUGAACAUUUUUACGAUUGAUUUUUUUUACCAACACCAAGAUGAAUGCAUUACGACCUCAGAACAACAGAUGAAUUUUUUUUUUGUUGGUCCCCAGGUUGAUGGGGCUAAUUCUGAACAAUACAUGUCUAUUGAAUGUACAUAUAAUAUUGUUGAUUUUUCUGGUAGGGAUCUUGUCUUUUGCUUUUUGUGGAAUUUUUCUUGUGUUUUGUAAGAGAAAUCUAUUGUACAAGUUUUAGAUCAUGGUUUCGGGAUUCAAUGCUUGAGAAGAUUUUAUUAAAUUGUGUACUUCCCUUGUUUUGAGACUUAAUUGUACUGAUCAUAAAUAAAGUCUGCCUGUAAUAUAA